UCGCGAGACUUUAUUUCAGCCCAGGCGCAUAGACGGCUACUAGGCUGUUAUAAGACUAUCGCGAGAACUUUACCUGCAAUUCCUUAUACAUCCUUUAGAAAUGCCUGAAAUUUGAAAAUUUUUCUAUUCUGGUCUCCCCACUGUCUUUUUCUGUUACUCCUAAAUAACUCGUGUAGCCUAGACUCCGUUAUCAACCGGAUCGCUUUCACCUUCUCUAGGAACCAAUUCCAACAGCACACUCGGUGCCAGAAUCCAGGACAUGCUUCCGGUGAACACGCGCAGCUCAAGCCCCGCCCUGCUUACGCAGUGCUUAACUUCAGCGGACGGUGGCCGGAGAAGGACAAUGGUUUCCAUGUUAGCCACAAACGCACUCUAGGUCGCUCUUGAACCCGGUAGUUGGCAGACUGCUGAGGAGCGAGAAAGUAGCCAAGGGAGCCGGUGCACCUUAUAGAGCCGGAGCCAUGCCGCGCCGGGGCCUAGUGGCGGGGCCAGACUUCGACUAUUUUCACCGUCGGUAUUUCACGCCGUCAGAAGUAGCGGAACACAACCAGCCCGAAGACCUUUGGGUAUCUUACCUGGGCUAUGUGUACAAUCUGACGCCCCUUGUGCAAGCGUUUAAAGGGGACCUACUGCUGAAACCCAUCCUAGAAGUUGCAGGCCAGGACAUUAGCCACUGGUUUGAUCCAAAGACCAGAGAUAUUCGCAAGCACAUAGAUCCCAUGACUGGUUGCCUGAGAUACCGCACCCCGCGGGGCCGCUUCGUGCACGUCCCACCUCCUCUGCCUCGUUCAGACUGGGCCAAUGAUUUCGGGAAGCCCUGGUGGAAGGGGUCGACUUACCAGGUGGGGCGGCUGUCUGCCAAGACCCGGAAUAUCCGUAUUAUUAACACUCUUACGUCGCAGGAGCACACACUGCAGGUGGGAGCUCUGGAAUCAAUGUGGGAAAUCCUACACCGCUAUCUCCCCUAUAAUGCACAUGCUGCCAGCUACACAUGGAAAUAUGAUGGGAAGAAUCUGAACAUGGAUCUUACCCUGGAAGAAAAUGGGAUCCGGGAUGAGGAGGAAGAGUUCGACUUUCUUAAUAUGGAUGCUACCCUCCACACACCCUCAGUGCUCCUCUACUUCAAUGAUGACCUCACAGAGCUAUAGGAGAGGAGAUGUAUGUGCGUGUGGACUCGUUAUGUUUGAGUUUGCCUCUUUCUGUGCUUUGAGGAAAAGAGCUGUGGGGCUGUGGGGCUGGGCCUAGACACCUGUCACCCGCCCCCCCCCCCCCCCCCCAAACUGGCCUGUGGUUCUUGUGCCUUUCCGACAUGUAAAGGCCCUUAUCCCUAGCUCCUCUGUGAUUUGCUCAGAGCAUGUUAGUGGGACACUAGAGGAGAAUUAAUCCCUGGAAUUGAUAGGAAGAGACCAAGGGUCUUUCAGUUUGGAGUGUGAGAUAGAGUUCGGGCAGAACUCUUGAUAGUAGGAGAAAGACCCGCAGGGAUGAAGGGGUGGAAGAGAUGAGGUUGCAGGAAGGUGGGAAUCACAAAGACAGGCUCUGGGAA
This is a messenger RNA of Onychomys torridus (southern grasshopper mouse), 1543 nucleotides long. RefSeq names its product cytochrome b5 domain-containing protein 1. The record is from RefSeq and is a predicted model, not a curated record. Lineage: Eukaryota; Metazoa; Chordata; Mammalia; Rodentia; Cricetidae. Bases 462 to 1148 code for a protein of 228 amino acids. The transcript has 4 exons.